GUUGAGGAAAGUUGUCGGUAAUUUAGGAAGUACUGGAAUAAAAAAGGAAAUUUAAAUAAUGCCAAAACAUGGCGUUGGUUCAGCUAUACACACGGUACAACAGAGUGUGGAUUCCAGAUGAAGAACACGUGUGGAAAUCAGCAGAAAUUCUGAAAGAUUUUCACGACGGGGAUGAUCGUCUUCAACUGCUUCUUGAAGAUGGCACUGAGUACACCGUGGACUCGUCACCAACAAAACUCCCUCCGCUUCGCAACCCAGAUAUCUUGGUGGGGGAGAACGAUCUCACUGCUCUUAGCUACCUCCAUGAACCUGCAGUUCUGCACAACCUCAGAGUGCGAUUCUUGGAGUUCAGAAUCAUCUACACUUACUGUGGUAUCAUCCUGGUGGCUUUGAAUCCCUACAAGCAGCUUUCUAUCUACGGAGAUGCAAUCAUUCACGCAUACUCGGGCCAGAACAUGGGUGACAUGGACCCGCAUAUAUUUGCAGUUGCAGAGGAAGCCUACAAACAGAUGGCCAGAAACCAAAGGAACCAGUCCAUCAUCAUCAGUGGAGAAUCUGGAGCAGGCAAAACAGUGUCUGCUCGAUACGCAAUGAGAUACUUUGCUGUUGUAAGCAAAUCAGGCAGUAAGACCCAAGUUGAAGACAAAGUCUUGGCAUCCAAUCCCAUAACAGAGGCCAUUGGGAAUGCAAAGACGACCAGAAACGACAACAGCAGCCGUUUUGGGAAAUUCACCGAGAUCAGUUUUGACAGCAGGUACCGGAUCAUCGGGGCAAAUAUGAGGACGUACCUUUUGGAGAAAUCCAGAGUGGUUUUCCAGGCUUACAAUGAGAGGAACUAUCACAUAUUUUACCAAAUGUGCGCCUGUGCAGACCUGCCACAGUUCAAGGCACUCCAGCUGAUGAGUGCCGAAGAGUUCCACUACACCGGCAUGGGCUGUGAUAUUUUUAUUGAAGGUGUAGAUGACAGGAAAAGCAUGGAGGAGACUCAGCGGACCUUCUCCUUGCUAGGACUGAAUGAGGACUUUCAAUCGGAUGUCUUCAAAGUGCUGGCAGCCAUUCUCCAUAUGGGAAAUGUGGAAAUAAAGAGCUGUGGUGAUGACAGAUCAUCUAUUUCUCCCAGCGACACACACCUCCUCAUCGUCUGUGACCUGUUGGGUGUGCGUGCAGACAAGUUGGUGCAAUGGCUGUGCAAUCGGAGGCUUGUGCUUGUGGCCGAGAAGGUGGUAAAACCGUUGCACAAGGACCGUGCGGUGAAUUCAAGAGAUGCCCUCGCCAAGCGGAUCUAUGCUUAUUUGUUUGACUGCAUCAUCAACAGGAUCAACCGAGCACUGCAGGUGCCUGGGAAGCAACAUGCUUUUAUAGGCGUUUUGGACAUCUAUGGCUUUGAGACGUUUGACAUCAACAGUUUUGAGCAGUUUUGCAUCAACUAUGCCAAUGAGAAGCUGCAGCAGCAGUUUAACUUGCAUGUGUUUAAACUGGAGCAAGAGGAGUACAUGAAAGAAGACAUCCCAUGGACGUUAAUAGAUUUCUAUGACAACCAGCCAGCCAUUGACUUGAUUGAAGCUAAAAUGGGAAUCCUUGACUUGCUAAAUGAAGAAUGUUUGUUCCCUCAAGGCACAGAUCAAAGCUGGCUGCAGAAACUAUACAACUACCUUGGUAGCAAGCCCUUGUUUGAGAGGCCCAAGUUGUCGAAUGAAACGUUUGUGAUACAACACUUUGCUGACAAGGUGGAGUAUCAUUGCAAAGAUUUUCUUGAGAAAAACAGAGAUGCUCUUUAUGAAGAACUGGUUGAAGUUAUGAGAGAUAGUCAGUUUCCUUUCCUGGCCAAAUUCUUCCAAGAGGAGGAGCAAAAGGCUCUAAACAUUAGAGGAAUCAAAGUGAAGGCAGCCAGGCCCGGAGUGAAACCAGCCAAUAAACAGCUCAGAACCUCAGUUGGUGAUAAGUUUUGCAGCUCUCUCUCCUUACUGAUGGCGACAUUGAAUGCUACAACCCCUCACUAUGUGCGCUGCAUCAAGCCAAAUGAUGAAAAGCUGCCAUUUGAAUAUGACUCCAGGAGGGUGGUCCAGCAGCUACGGGCCUGUGGAGUCCUAGAAACUAUUCGCAUCAGUGCUCAAAGUUACCCAUCCAGGUGGACCUACUCUGAGUUUUACAACCGUUACAAUGUCCUAAUGACCAAUCAGGAGGCGGGAUUCAAUGAUAAAAUGCAAACGUGCAAAAAUGUGCUGCAGAGGUUGAUUCAGGACUCGAACCAGUACAAAUUUGGUCGCACAAAGAUCUUCCUUCGAGCUGGUCAGGUAGCAUUUUUAGAGAAGCUUCGUCUGGACCAACUACGAACGGCCUGCAUUACCAUCCAGAAACACGUGCGAGGGUGGAGCCAGAGAAAGAAGUACCUUCGCAUGAGGAAUGCAGCCAUCACGUUACAACAAUACAUCCGUGGCAAGAAGACGAUACGUAAAGCAGUGAGUGCAGCUAACCUGAAGCAGGCUUGGGCAGCCGUCUUGAUCCAGAGAUACUGGAGAGGCUUCCGCAUAUGGAAGGUCUAUGAAACGGUACGAUUGGCAACCAUCACCAUCCAAGCUUUCACACGAGGUUGGCUGGCCCGUAAAUCCUAUGCUAAGAUGGUUGAAGAACGCAAGGCCUUGGUUCUGCAGAAGUACGCCAGAGCAUGGCUGGCUCGUCGGCGUUUUAACGCCAUGCGUCGCCUGGUGCAACAAGUUCAGCUCUCCUUCAGGGUGCAGCAGCUCCGAAAGAAGAAUGAGGAGCAGAGUAAAGAGAACCACGGGUUGGUGGAAAGACUGACAAGCUUGGCAAGCUCGCACUCUCAAACCUUGGACAGGCUUCAAGCUCUGGAGACACAGCUGAAAAAAUCAACCAACCAGAAGGCGUCUUUGGAAGCUAGAGAGAAGAAGAUUAAAGAAGAUGCUUCUCUGAAAAUGACUACGCUUCAAAGUGAAAUCGAUCGGGUGAUUAUUGAGAAGCAGAACAUGGAGAAAACAUUUGAAGCUUCCUCCAAAGAACAAAAAGAAAAAUAUGAUCAAGCAAAGCUGAAUCUGCUAGAGGAGAAAGAAAUUCAAAAAAGACUUAGCAAGAUCGCUGAGCACAACCUUGACAUUCAGAGACAGGAUCAUGAGAAAGAGCUGAGAAGCCUGAAAGAGGAGAUCAGGCGGUUAAAGGAAGAAAGAGUCGGUCUGCAGAUGAAGUUGGAUGAGGACGACCGAGUUGAAACUGACCUGCGUGAUCAGGUGACCCAGCUCACCAAGCAUGUCAAGGUUAUCCCCGAACUACGCAGGGACUUGAGCAACUUGCAAAAUCAGAAGAAUACCGUAGACCGAAAGAUGAAGCAACAGUCUGAAGAAGCAAGAGCCAGUCUAAAUGAGAUUUCAAAACUACUUGCUGGAAGUAUUGUUGAAGAAGACGUGCUUUUGAGGCUAACAGCAAAUACAUCUGAGAAGACUUAUGAAGCUGAAGACCUGCUAGCAGCCUUUGAUUGUCUAGAGAAAGCUACCAGAACACUGGAGAGCCACCGUAAGGAGCAGAAGGCAAUCUAUGAGACCCAAGUGGAGGGCUUCAAAAUGAAAGUGGACUACCUUCAAAAUGAAAACAACAGUUUGCAAAAUCUGUUCACUGAGAAAAGCAGUAUCGCUGAGACUAUUCGCCAGGAGGUGUGCAGGCUGAGCAGCGAGAACUCUGUUAUACCUGAGCUGAAAGGGCAGAUUUCAGAGCUGCAAAGACAAAGUAAAGAUUAUGAGGCUCUCAUAGAAAAGCAAAACAAAGAUCUAGCUGAAAACGCAGAGGAAAUCAAAAGCGUCCUUCAAAAGAAGAUCGAAGAAGAGAGUUCUAAGCGCAGACACUUUGAGGAGCAAGCUGAAGUGUUGGAGGAGGACAAGAAGGACCUACAAGGCAAAAUAAAAGACCUCCAAGAGGACAGUGAUCACUUAAGCAGGCAGCUGCAGAUGGAGAGAGAUGCCAAAAUCCGACUGAGAUUAGAAGUCACCCAGUUAUCUUCAGAUAAUAUAGAGUUUGAGGAACAGCUUGACCAGAAGGACAGGUUGAUAAAAAGAUUAGAGAAUCAAAUACGCCUCGAAACAGCACAUAAAGAUGAGAAAACCUCUUCGUCAGCAAGUCCUAAAGGUUAUCUUGGAAUGUUGGAGUACAAGAAAGAGGAUCAAUCCAAGCUAAUUCAAAACCUCAUAUUAGACCUUAAGCCCAACGGUGUGGCGGUCAACAUGAUCCCUGUUCUGCCAGCGUACAUCCUCUUCAUGUGUGUCCGCCAUGCUGACUACAUGAACGAUGAAGAAAAACUCAUGUCUCUUAUGAAUGCCAUUAUAAGCAAUGUCAAAAGGUUUACCAUGACUCACCAGAACGACUUGGUAUCAUUGUCCUUCUGGCUGUGCAACAUGUAUCAGCUGCUUAACUGUCUCAAGCAGUACAGUGGCGAUGAGGAGUUUAGUAAACAAAGCACUCCCCGUCAAGUAAAGAACUGCUUGCAGAACUUUGACUUGUCGGACCACCGGCAGGUUGUCAGCGACUUGGCCAUCUGCAUCUACCACCAGUUCAUUACGACUAUGGAAAAUGCUCUGGCAACUGCUAUUGUCCCUGCUAUGUUGGAGCACGAGAGUUUACAAGGGAUUUUCAACACGAAGCCUACAGGUUUUAGGAAGCAUUCCAGCAAAAACAAUGACGACACGGAGAUGUGCACCGUCUCCUUUAUAAUUGAACGGCUUUCACGCUUCCACACUAUCAUGAGCCACCACAGCAUGGAUGCAAACCUCAUUAAACAGGUUGUCAAGCAACUGCUCUUUUACAUUGGCGCGACCACCGUCAACCACCUGCUGCUCAGUAAAAACAUGUGCUCCUGCAGUAGAGGAAUGCAAAUCAGAUGUAACAUCAGCUACCUGGAGGAGUGGCUGCAGGAGAAGGAACUGCUGAGUUCCAUUGACACUCUGCAGCCCUUGACUCAGGCCGCCUGGCUGCUGCAGGUCAGCAAGACCACAGAUGACGACGCCAAGGCCAUCGUUGAGAAAUGCACUGAGCUCAACAUGGUGCAGAUUGUCAAGAUUCUGAAUUCAUACACACCCAUCGAUGGUUAUGAGAAGAGGGUGGCGUCAUCGUUUGUCCGCAAAGUUCAGUCAUUGCGACAAGAUCACGACGGGUCCGCUCAGCUGAUGAUGGAUGUACGGUAUCGUUUCCCAGUUACGUUUCCAUUCUACCUGUCUCCGCAGGCUUUGGAGCUGUUGAAGGUUCCCAACAGCCUUCACCUGGAAUUCUUAAACAUGAUCUGACCUUUUCUCGCUCUUGUUAAGUGUGAUUUAUUGUCAUAACAUGAAUAUGGAAACACUGAGUAUUUUUUUAAAUUAUUUUCAAAGUUCAAAUCCAGUGUUUCUACUGUACAAUUCACUUUUAGAUUAGUUUAAUAUGAUCAAAUUUCUUCUUUUAUUUAAUCUAGUGUUUUUAUCUGCAACUAUUUUUAAGGUUAGUCUUUCAUAUCUAGUUUGAACUUCUCCUCUGUAGAGAUGUCCAUGUUUAAAGCUCUUUAAGGUUCAGGUUGGGAAAUAAAAACAGCCUUAUA
Nerophis lumbriciformis (worm pipefish) is the source of this 5569-nucleotide messenger RNA. It is a transcript of the gene myo5c, whose product is annotated as myosin VC. Gene Ontology annotation, cellular component: actin cytoskeleton; myosin complex; cytoplasm. The record is from RefSeq and is a predicted model, not a curated record. Gene Ontology annotation, molecular function: ATP binding; microfilament motor activity; actin filament binding. Lineage: Eukaryota; Metazoa; Chordata; Actinopteri; Syngnathiformes; Syngnathidae. Gene Ontology annotation, biological process: actin filament organization.